AUGGUAUUACUUAUACACUAAAAUCCAUGAUAUCUUGUGCCCAGGCAUCGAGUCUUUGUUUUUGAGGUCUUCUAUUCCCAAAAUUAUUCAAGAUCCCUGUAGAUGAAAGUAUGGAGAAUACCACAGGAGGAGCAGUACUUCUAGGCUGUAUUGAUCAUUUUUCGCCUUCUGACGAUGAGAUUUUGGAAGGUGGCGAACGUUGUGCCACUCGAAAAUUAUCUCCCAUGGAACAACACGCCAUUGACGAGGUGUUAUAUAACUGCACACAAAUUCAAACUUUCCAGUCUCUCCCAACCAAUCAGUGCAGUUUGCCAGACGAUAUGGAAGAUCUCCCCCCUCCUCCACCAGAACUUUGUAUUGAUGAGAAUCAUGAGGAAGUUACCUCACUUCCGCCUCCACCACUAUCUAAUGGUUAUGAAGAAGAUUUAUCUUUACCACCCCUGCCAUUAGAAGAUAUGGACUGUAUAAUACCUCCUCCUCCUGAAUUUGAAGACUCAGACUUUCAAAAUCAGAAUGAAACCGUUUCAAAUACUAGCUUUAAAGAAGUUAUUCUUACGGUUACCGACGAAAAUGAAAAUACCCUAGUUUUGAAUAGUUCUGUUAAUGAGCUAGAAGAAGAAGGAAAAAAUGCAAUUGAUUUAUCUGGAAGUCCCACAUCACCAGAGCUACCUCCUCAAGAUUAUAUGCUUGAUGAAUACGAGGAACGAUCUAUGAUAGAACCAUCUUCAUAUGACAACCCAAAAUUGAAAGAGUUGAUAAAAGUUCUGAUUGAGUGGAUUAAUGAUGAACUCGCAAAUCAGAGAAUUAUUGUUAAAGACAUAGAAGAAGACUUAUAUGAUGGUCAAAUUCUUCAGAAGCUUCUUGAAAAGCUGGCUGGAGAAAAAUUGGAUGUUGUUGAAGUUACUCAGUCAGAGGAAGGACAGAAAGAGAAGUUAAGAACUGUACUUGAUGCCACCAACAGACUUCUCGCACCAAAUAGGUGGAGUCAAGUGAAAUGGAAUGUUGAAAGUAUCCAUUCAAAGAAUGUAAUCUCAAUUCUCCAUCUGCUUGUGGCUCUAGCUAGACAUUUCAGGGCUCCUGUUAGGCUUCCAGAAAAUGUAGUUGUGAGAGUAGUAGUUGUUCAGAGUAACAGUGGGAAUAAAUACAUCAUGGUUCUGAUGGACUGUUUCACCAAAUGGCCAGAAGCAUAUUAUAUUCCUAACCAGGAAGCAGAAAUUCUAGCAAGGAAAGUCAUCAAUGAAUUUAUUUCAGGAUUUGGUGUGUCUAAUUUCUCAGAUCAGAAAUGGAACUUUGAAUCAGUCUUGUUUGUGGGAAAAUUUCAGAUUCUUGGAAUCAAAAAGACCAAGACAACAACCUUUCAUCCAUCUUUUGAUGCCAUGGUGGAGAGAUACAACCAUAAGCUUUUAAAUCAGUUACCCACUUAUUCAUUGGUCACAUUUGUCAACAAAUACUUGAACAGAAUUAACCUGGAUGUUACAGAUUUAGAUAAUCAGUUCCAUGAUGGGGUGUACUUGACUCUUUUGAUGGGGCUCUUGGAGGAUUAUUUUGUUCCAUUAUACUCUUUUAAUCUAACACCAACAGAUUUUGACCAGAAAGUACAUAACGUUGCUUUUGCUUUUGAGCUGAUGAUGGAUGCCGGUUUAGCCAAACCAAAAGCCCGGCCUGAAGAUAUUGUGAAUUUGGACUUAAAAUCAACUUUGCGAGUUCUCUACAACCUAUUUACAAAAUACAAAAACUCCAUUUGA
Messenger RNA from Limulus polyphemus (Atlantic horseshoe crab), 1745 nucleotides. Its product is annotated as beta-parvin-like. The record is from RefSeq and is a predicted model, not a curated record. Gene Ontology annotation, cellular component: cytoplasm; focal adhesion; actin cytoskeleton. Gene Ontology annotation, biological process: DNA integration; actin cytoskeleton organization; establishment or maintenance of cell polarity. The transcript is spliced from 10 exons. The coding region runs from base 111 to 1745 and encodes 544 amino acids. Gene Ontology annotation, molecular function: actin binding. NCBI's taxonomy places the organism in Eukaryota, Metazoa, Arthropoda, Merostomata, Xiphosura, Limulidae.